AUGGCAAGCCAAGGUCCUAACAACACACACAAUGCUGCACAAAUUCCAGGUCAAGCUCAGAUGAGAAGUGAUGACCUGCUGAACCAACCAUCUGACAUCCAUAACCAAGGCCAGGGCACCAACAUCCUUCAAGAUACUGGGACGCAAGUCAAGAACGUGGCACAAGGAGCAGUAGAUAUAGGAAAAGGAGCGGCACAAGGGGCUGUGAACCUUGCACGGGGAGCAGCAGCUGGAGCUGCAAAUAUGGCAUCUGGAGCAGCUGAUGCAGUGAAAAACACUCUUGGGAUGAACCCUGCAGACAAAACCGGUACCACCAACCUCCCUGGCAACAUGGGAAGCGCAGCUGGUUCAAACAACCCAACAAGCAAAGACCAUCCAAGCAACCCUAGUACCAGGAUUUGA
Messenger RNA from Fraxinus pennsylvanica, 402 nucleotides. NCBI's taxonomy places the organism in Eukaryota, Viridiplantae, Streptophyta, Magnoliopsida, Lamiales, Oleaceae. The record is from the annotation of a GenBank genome assembly.